This is a messenger RNA of Triticum aestivum (bread wheat), 3161 nucleotides long. RefSeq lists its product as uncharacterized. The record is from RefSeq and is a predicted model, not a curated record. Bases 207 to 1826 code for a protein of 539 amino acids. The transcript has 5 exons. NCBI's taxonomy places the organism in Eukaryota, Viridiplantae, Streptophyta, Magnoliopsida, Poales, Poaceae.
UCGGGUGCAAAUGCUUUUAGACUGAAGCAAAGGACACCGAAAUAAGAUCCUCAUGUCCUUCACUCCGCCACCUCUUGGUUUCUCUGGCGUCUCGAGUCUCCCCCCGCCGCCAAGCACCGCCGCCGCCGCCGUCGACCUUCCAGUCCUGGUCCUCUCCACUUGCCCCUCACUACCGAUAAGCAUUUCCCUUGCCAAAAAUCUCUCAAAUGAGGACACGGAGCAUGGCGUCCAAACCCGAACCAGUCCCCUCCACCCACGGGACGGCGGCUCGUGCCCCAGCGCCGGCCUCCGUGAGUGCCUCCACCCACGGGACGGCGGCUCGUGCCGCAGCGCGGGCCUCCGUGAGUGCCUCCACCCACGGGAAGGCGGCUCGUGCCCCAGCGCGGGCCUCCGUGAGUGCCUCCACCCACGGGACGGCGGCUCGUGCCCCAACGCCGGCCUCCGUGAGUGCCUCCACCCACGGGACGGCGGCUCGUGCCCCAGCGCCGGCCUCCGUGAGUGCCUCCACCCACGGGACGGCGGCUCGUGCCCCAGCGCCGGCCUCCGUGAGUGCCUCCACCCACGGGACGGCGGCUCGUGCCCCAGCGCCGGCCUCCGUGAGUGCCUCCACCCACGGGACGGCGGCUCGUGCCCCAGCGCCGGUCUCCGUGAGUGCCCCCACCCACGGGACGGCGGCUCCUGCCCCACCGCCGGCCUCCGUGCGUGCUCCCACCUAUUGUGCCACCGUGCAGAGAUGCGUUGCGCUCCUUGACUGGUGGCUGGUGAGGGGUCAAGGCGGCAAGAUCCGUGUUGCCGGGUACAUCGACAACGUCGAGAAGAAUCGAGCAGGUCGAGUAUUCAGUUCUGGUUCCAUUACGGUGCGGCAUGCUGAUGGUACUCUUGAGACUGCAGAUAACAAAAUUGUAUUAACUAGGGGUCCAUUAAAUAUCGAACAGAUGCAUUGGAAUGGAUUUUCUCGUGAGGUUUCGGAACAGUUCAGGCUUGGUUUUCCUAUUCAAUGGGAGAAAUAUGCUAAUUCUAACAUGAAACAGGCGAAUGAACACAUACUAUCUCCAGCAAAAUCAACUGAAUAUUGUGUAGAGAAGUUCUUGCGCAGCAGCUUUGCCAAUUCAAUGGAACAUACUUUGACAGGGUUUGAUUUCAGAACAUCUAAAGAGUCUACUGGUAAUACAGAUGGACCUGGGCUUCCAAACUAUGUAAAACCAAGAAUUCAGGAACCUUCUGGCAAUAGUGUUGGUUAUGAUAACUCAGUGAGCAACAUGGCUGCAUCUGAGGGAUUAUGUAAUGAUAGGAUGGGUACGCCUGAUGAAUCUUUUGAAGAUCCUGGACCUGGAGAAACAUGUAAUGGUCAAGCAUCUAGAGCAGAUAACUCACAUGAAGAUAUACAGACAGAUGCAAGUGGGCAGAGGAUUGUUACUCACUCCGCGGACUCUACUUUAGUUAAUAAUGAUAUAGAUAAAAUAGAAGAAGAACGUGGAUCUUCCAAGUUGGGCAACAGCUCAGUGUGUCCCGGAACAGAACAUGUGUCAGAAGCACUAAACCAAGGGGCGAGUCCAGAGCAUGGAAGUGUUCAGUGUUCAAGAAGACUACGGAGCGGCAAAGUGUAUGGAAUGUCUAAUGGUGCGUCAUUGAAGAGGCGGUACUCCAAGAGGAAGACAAUGCAGCACGGAACAUUGAGUAUGAAGGUGAUACCAACUGAAGAGACAACACCCCCUGCCGGUCCGACUUGUCACAAAAAGGGUGGCUCAGUUGCUCAAAUCACUGCUUUGGAUAAGCUUCAAUCAAAUGAUUCGGGUCGUAAAGGUUACUUAAAUAAUUUGCAUUAAUUUCAUCAACUUUUUAUCUCUCAGCUAUUACUUGGUGGCAGUAACAUCACAAAGGCUUGCUACUACUCCCUCCGUUCCAAAUUACUCGUCGCAGAAAUGGAUGUAUCUAGAACUCAAAUACAUCUAGAUACAUCCAUACCUGCGACAAGUAAUUCGGAACGAAGGGAGUAGUUAUUAGCAAUCACCGACGCUCAACGCAUGCUUUACACAAUAUAUAUAGCACGAAAGUGAAGCCACCUCUGAAUUUUAGAAAGCUAGUCUUAAAACAAUGCCAUAGUUGAGUGUUAAUGCUUUUGUAUGGUAAAAACAUUAAGUGUUGCAAAACCUCCUUAACUCCCUGUAUGAACAUCAUAUUUUGUUGUCCCAGGUAAUGAAUGUCGUUAAAAAAUCAUGCUUCAGUCCAGAUAAGUGGGCAUCGAUCUUUUUGUACUCUAAACCGAAAAAAUUGUAUCCACUGCCCUGGUACUAUGUAAACAUAAUGAUUGCGAAACUGCGGUAGCCAAAUAACGAUAGUUUGUUUGUUGAAUAAAUGUAAUCCGUCUUAAAAGUUCAAGCUCAAGCCAUCUAAAACUUGGUUAUACAACUUCUGAUGAUGAUUAGUACCAUACCAAAUAGAUGGAAAACUGAGAAAAAAAACUAAGAUAAUAACCUUAUAUGGGAGGACAGCAUGCUUGGCUAAUCACACAGUACCAGUUGCUUGCUUGUCCACAAAUCCAUCUAGGUACAAAUUGUGUUCUCCUCGUCUUAGCAGACAUUGUUCGUCAAAAGAAAAGCUGUACUACCAACCAUGAUUAGUGCCACAAAUUCCUGAACCACUUUAGAGAUACAUAUUCGAUUUGAGUUAAAGAUGAAUGGUCAGAUCGUAUGGAUCCCACGACCUCGUGUUUUAGAUAGUAGUAUAGAUUCGAUUUUAGCUAAAUGCUUUUCUCUUAGAACCGGUAAGCAGUUCCUGCAAAACAUGUGUUCAAUUCAAUUUCUUUACCGCACGUAAACACUGGUUCGGCGACAUUAUAUUACCAAGGGCUGCUUGCAUUUACUGCAACAAAUAUUGAAAGCUUGUGCGUUACCAAUGACCGUUCAUGUGGUAUUACUGUUCACAUGACAUGGAAGACCUAGAAAGAAGGCGAGGAGGUAACAUUCGGCACGGUGCGGUGAAAAUCGGAGCAACAUUUUGUGCUCAAAUCAGGAUAUGGAUAUCUCAUCAAACGUAGCACAACUCUUGCAUAUGUGCUCAAAUCAGUUGUGCUGUUGUGUGACGGGUUAGAGUUCUGCUAAUGUUGUAGGAUGAGGAACAUGCUACUGUUGUGCAAUGGGCUAGCACAUCAGUUAUUUUGC